GGGUUCGUCCCGCCCCGCCCCGCCCCGCCCCUCCUCCUGCCCGCCAAGCCCGGGUGCGGGAUCCAACUGCGCCGGCCCGGCCCGCGGGCGCAGCGCGAAGGGGUGUUCCUGGAGACCGGACACUGUUGAGAGGUGCCGUGCACAAGUGUAUAGAGAGCGAGAGCCCAGUCUCCCGGCUGGUGAGAUCCCUGCUGGGGAGACGUGGCUGCUGCGCUGGAGCCCGUGGCAGCUGUGGGCCUCCCCUUCCCGGCGGGAGCUGGAGGAUUAAGACCCAGGAGGUGUGCAGGAGGGGCUGAGGGUGCAGAAGUCCCUCGUGUCGUCCAGACCGGAGCUGGUCCAGCACCGACAGAUGUGGGGGCAGGACGUGACGCAGGCCAUGCAGCCCCCUUGCGAGGCCGAGCUCCCCUCCACGACCCCACAGCUGGCAGCGCGGGAUGAGCUCCCCACCCCAGAGCCCUGGCGCCAGCUCUUCCGUGGCCUGCACUACCGGGAAGCCGAGGGCCCAGGGAAGAUUUGCAGCCGCCUGCGGGAGCUGUGCCGGCGCUGGCUGGAGCCCCAGCACCGCAGCAAGGAGCAGAUGCUGGAGCUGGUGGUGCUGGAGCAGUUCCUGGCCAUCCUGCCCCCGGAGAUACGGAGCUGGGUGUGCGGGUGCCGCGUGGAGACGUGUGCCCAGGCCGUGGCCCUGGCCGAGGGGUUUCAGCUGGGGCAGGCGGAGGACGAGAAGCUCCAGGUCACCGUGCAUGUGAAGGUCGAGGAGGGGUCCUCAGUCCAGACGCAGCCCCCGGGGGCCCUGCCAGAGCCUGGUGAUUCCUGGGAGCAGCAGCCAAAUGCCCAUGGUGCUGGGACCCUGAGCAGAGCUGAUCAGCAGCCUCCCGAGGAAGAGCCUGUGAACCUGGAGCUGCAGAGACCCUCCCCAGGGAGAUGGGGACAGAGCGGCUCCCUGAUGCCUGGGCCGCGCCAGCUGCAGGAGGGGCAGGGCAGGCUCGUGAAGCAGAAGCAGAGCAUGGAGCUCCGGGAGGUGUUUGAGGACGUGGCAGUGUAUUUCACACGGGAGGAGUGGGAGCUGCUGGAAGAGGAAGACAAGGGGCUUUACCGGGACCAGAUGCUGAGGAACCACCAAGCCCUUGUUUCCCUGGCAGGAUAUCGAGGCCCUGCCCCUGACUUGAUCUGCCGCAUCCAGCGAGGACAGGUGGAGUUCUGGGUCUGUGGUGAUGAGGACCGUGGGGCAAUCUCGAGGUCGGAGGACGUGCUGCCAGGACAUGCCUGGUUGCUGAGCAGAACCGAGGAGCAGGCUCCUGAGGAAGGGCCUGGAAAGCUGGAGCCACCAUGGGCUUCCCUGGGGAGUAUGGGUGAGGUGGAUUCCCUGAGGCCAGCGAAGGACCAGUGGCACAAGGGCCAGGGGAUGCCCCAAAAGCAGGAAAAUGUAGCAGUGAAGCAGGUCCCAUCUCUAGUUGGGCAUUGGGAUGAAGAAGGGAAAGAAGCCAGAAACAGCCCGUGGUGCAGGGAAGAAUUUGUGGUGCUGAGUCAACUGAAGAGGCAGAAAGCAAAGGUCCACUGGAGAGAGACACUGCAUGCAAACCAGGGCAGUGUGGAGGAGCUGGUAGUGAGGCAGGAGCCCACCACCAAGCGCAGGGGGAGAGGCCACUCCUGCACUCAGUGCAGGAAAAGCUUUAGCUGCCCCUCGCGCCUGGCUCUGCACAAGAUAAGACAUGCUAGGAAGAAGCCCCAUGUAUCUGCCACGUGUGGGAAGAGCUUCACCCGCCUCUCGAACCUGGCUGCUCACCACCAGGUCCAUUCUGGACAGCUCCCCCACCGCUUCACCAAAAGGGGGAAGAGCUUUGUUCACAGCUUGGAGCUGCUCAAAAAACAUGUGCACAGGAAGAAGCAUCAGUACCACUGCAUCACAUGUGGUAAGACCUUCACCCAUUUUUUCUCCCUGGUUCAGCACCGUCGGAUGCACUUGGGAAGGAAGACGCACCGCUGCAAUGAGUGCAGGAAGAACUUCAUCAGCUGGCAAGAGUUGUCCCAGCACCGGUGUGUGCAGAAGAGGCAGCAACAAUACUGCUGCACAAAGUGUGGGAUGAGCUUCAGGCAGCCCUCCAGCCUGGCCAAGCACAGGUGCAUGCAGACACGGGAGAAGCCGUAUCAUUGUUCUUUGUGUGGGAAGAGCUUUGCUCAAUCCUCCACCCUUACCCUGCACCAGCGCAUCCACACAAGGGAGAAGCCAUAUGAAUGCUCUGAGUGUGGGAGGAGCUUCGCCCAAUUGUCUAACUUCACCAAGCACCAGCGCCUCCACACAGGGGAGAAGCCACAUCGUUGUCCUGAGUGUGGGAAGGGCUUCACCCUGUCCUCCCACCUGACUGUGCACCAGCGCAUCCACAAUGGGGAGAAGCCACAUCAGUGCUCUGUGUGUCAGAAGAGCUUCACCUACAUCUCCAGCCUGACCCGGCACCAGCGCAUCCACACAGGGGAGAAGCCAUAUCACUGCUCUGUGUGUGAGAAAAGCUUCACCCAAUCCUCCCACCUGACUUUGCACCAGCUCCUCCACACAGGGGAGAAGCCACAUCGUUGUUCUGAGUGUGGGAAGGGCUUCACCCUGUCCUCCCAACUGACUGUGCACCAGCGCAUCCACAACGGGGAGAAGCCACAUCAGUGCUCUGUGUGUCUGAAGAGCUUCAUCCACUCCUCCAGGCUGAGCCGGCACCAGCUCAUCCACACAGGGGAGAAGCCAUAUCAGUGCUCUGUGUGUCUGAAGAGCUUCACCCAAUCCUCCCACCUAGCUGUGCACCAGCACAUCCACACAGGGGAGAAGCCACAUCAGUGCUCUGUGUGUCUGAAGAGCUUCACCUACAUCUCCAGCCUGACACAGCACCAGCGCAUCCACACAGGGGAGAAACCACAUCAGUGCUCUGUGUGUGGGAAGAGAUUCCACAGAUGCUCCCAACUAACUGAGCACCAGCGCAUUCACACAGGGGAGAAGCCACAUCAGUGCUCUGUGUGUCUGAAGAGCUUCACGUACAUCUCCGGCCUGACCCGGCACCAGCGCGUCCACACAGGGGAGAAGCCAUAUCACUGCUCUGAGUGUGGGAAGAGCUUCACCAAAUGCUCCUCCCUUGCCCAGCACCAGUGCAUCCACACAAGGGAGAAGCCACAUCAGUGCUCUGUGUGUGGGAAGAGCUUCACCCAAUCCUCCCACCUGGCCCGGCACCAGCGCAUCCACACAGGGGAGAAGCCACAUAGCUGUUCUGAGUGUGGGAAGAGCUUCAGCCGAUCCUCCCACCUGACCCGGCAUCAGCUGAUCCACACAGGGGAGAAGCCACAUUAGUGCUCUGCAUGUGGAAAGAGCUCCACACUGUCCUCCAGGUGGGCCUAGCCCCAGCAUGUCUACACAGGGGACAAGCCACAUCAGUGCUCUGUGUGUGGGAAGAGCUUCCCCCACUCUUCCCAUAUGGCCCAGCACCAGCUUAUCCACAAAAGGGAGAAGCCAGAUCAGUGCUAUGAGUGUGGGAAGAGCUUCACCCACUCUUCCAAGCUGGCCCAGCAGCAGUGCAUCCACAAAGGGGAGAAGCCACAUCAUUGCUCUUAGUGUAGGCAGAGUUUCACCUACUCCGGCAGCCUGUGCUGAACACCAGUGCAUCUACACAGGGGAGAAGCUACAUCGGUGCUCUGAGUAUUGGAAAAGCUUCCCCCAUCUCUUCCACCUGUCCCAGUAUCAGCACAUCCGCACCCAGAAGCAUCUCUAUUUCUGCCAGCCGUGCAGGAAGCCCUGGGAGAUGUCUGCCUGCUCAGCACCCACCAGUGGUGCAUUCAGACAAGCACCCCCAUGCUGGUGACCUGAACAAAGAGUUCCCCCAGGCUUUGUCCCUUGUAGGGCACAGUGGGAAUCCAGAGCCCAGAGGCUCACCCCCAAGUUUUGAUUGUGGGGAAGGGGUAAGAAGAAACACCUCAGGCAGAGAUCAGCCCCAACUAAGGGGAGAUGAGAUUUUUUUUUUUUGUAAAAAUAUAUUUCUCUCUCUAUA
Alligator mississippiensis (American alligator) is the source of this 4019-nucleotide messenger RNA. RefSeq names its product zinc finger protein 665-like. Gene Ontology annotation, biological process: negative regulation of transcription by RNA polymerase II; regulation of immune system process; regulation of cytokine production. The record is from RefSeq and is a predicted model, not a curated record. The transcript is spliced from 7 exons. NCBI's taxonomy places the organism in Eukaryota, Metazoa, Chordata, Crocodylia, Alligatoridae. Bases 350 to 3325 code for a protein of 991 amino acids.